Messenger RNA from Benincasa hispida (wax gourd), 2736 nucleotides. Its product is annotated as Pentatricopeptide repeat (PPR) superfamily protein. NCBI's taxonomy places the organism in Eukaryota, Viridiplantae, Streptophyta, Magnoliopsida, Cucurbitales, Cucurbitaceae. The record is from RefSeq and is a predicted model, not a curated record. Gene Ontology annotation, molecular function: mRNA binding; protein binding.
CGAAGUCCAAUGGCAAAAAAGCCCUCGAUUUAAAGAGACGAUCCGAACAAAAAUUGCCGCGAAUUUUAAAGCUUCAACUCUCACAAGAAUGCGCCUGCAAUGUUUCGCGCGGCCGACCGAUCGCUCUCGAUCAAAAUCGCCCCGAAAAUCGUUUCCAUUACGCCAUCGAUCUCGUUUCUCUUCACCAGAACCGCCAAUUUCCUUCGGUAUCAGCCGGAAAAGGGAUCGGACGGCCGAGAAUGGGCACCAGAGGAGAGUGUCGCCGACGUCUCUUACUGGACGAAGAAGAUUCACGGCCUCUGUACCAAAGAUCGAAAUGUCGAUGAAGCGCUUAGGCUACUCGAUGCUCUUCGCCUUCACGGCUACCAAUUGCACCCUCUUAAUCUCGGUAGCAUAAUCCAUGGUCUCUGUGAUGCCCGCCGGUUCCAUGAAGCGCACUGCCGUUUUAUGCUCUCUGUUGCUUCUCGGUGUGUGCCCGAUGAACGGACUUGUAAUGUUCUUCUUGCUCGUUUGCUUGAUUCUCGAUCUCCCUAUUGCACCUUGCGUUUGCUUGUUUGUUUGUUUGAUGCUAAGCCUGAGUUUGUUCCUUCUAUAGUGAAUUAUAAUCGCUUGAUUGAUCAGUUCUGUUCGUUUUCACUACCGAAUGUAGCUCAUAGGGUUUUAUUUGAUAUGAAGAGUAGAGGGCAUCGCCCAAAUGUUGUUUCCUAUACUGCCUUGAUUGAUGGAUACUGCCGUGUUGGUAAUGUAUCUGCUGCCGAGAAACUGUUUGAGGAAAUGCCUGAGAAUGAUGUGGAACCUAAUUCGCUUGCAUACAGUGUUCUAAUUCAUGGGAUUCUUUACAAGCGGGAUUUUGAGACUGGGAAGGCGUUGAUGUGCAAGCUUUGGGAGAGGAUGAAGGGAGAAAUGGACUCCUCUGUAAACAGUGCAGCUUUUGCCCAUCUUGUUGAUUCUUUGUGUCUAGUGGGUUCUUUCCACGAGGUGUUUUUAAUUGCAGAAGAUAUGCCUCAGGGGCAGAGUGUGCCCGAGGAAUUUGCCUAUGGGCAGAUGAUAGAUUCACUUUGUAAAGCUAAAAGACAUCAUGGGGCCUCAAGAAUUGUGUAUAUAAUGAGGAAGAAAGGAAUUAAUCCUGGUUUGCUAUCGUAUAAUUCUAUUAUUCAUGGGCUUAGCAAGGAGGGAAGUUGUAUGCGGGCUUAUCAGUUGUUAGUAGAAGGAGUUGAAUUUGGGUACUCGCCAUCUGAAUAUACAUAUAAGGUUCUUUUAGAAGGUCUUUGCAAUGUGCUAGACGUUCAAAAGGCUAAGGAAGUUCUUCAAAUAAUGAUAGACAAGGAAGGCGUGGAUAGAACUAGAAUUUACAACAUAUACCUGAGAGCUGUCUGCCUUACGAAUAACUCAACUGAGCUUUUAAACACGCUUGUUGAAAUGCUUCGAACUAAUUGUCACCCUGAUGUCAUUACCCUCAAUACAGUCAUCAAGGGAUUCUGCAAGGUUGGAAGCAUUGAAGAAGCUCUAAAGGUAUUAAACGAUAUGAUGAUUGGUAAAUUCUGUACCCCUGAUUCAGUAACCUUCACAACUAUGAUAUGUGGCUUACUGAUUGUUGGGAGGAUCCGGGAAUCUCUUGAUAUAUUGUAUAAAGUAAUGCCAGAAAAAGGCAUUGUGCCAGGUGUUAUUACGUAUAAUGCCACUAUUCGAGGUUUGUUUAAACUUCAACAGGCAAACCAAGCAAUGGAUGUCUUUGACAGAAUGGUUAGAAAUGGCAUCCAAGCUGACAGUACUACUUACGCUGCGAUAAUUGAUGGGUUAUGUGAUUCCAAUCAAAUUGAGGAAGUUAAAAGAUUCUGGAAAGAUAUAGUCUGGCCAUCAAAGAUUCAUGAUAGUUUUGUUUAUUCUGCUAUUCUUAAAGGACUUUGCCACUCCAGCAAAUUUAACGAAGCUUGUCAUUUCCUAUAUGAACUAGCAGAUUCUGGGGUUUCUCCAAGUAUCUUUUGCUACAAUAUUGUGAUCAAUACUGCGUGUAAGUUGGGGUUAAAAGGAGAAGCAUAUCGUCUGGUCACAGAGAUGAGAAAGAAUGGGUUAGCACCUGAUGCCGUUACCUGGAGGAUUCUUCACAAAUUACAUAGAAAUGAGAUGACACAAUCUCUUCCCAAGGAUUUAACCAACCAACCUCAAGAUGGCUUGGACCAGACAUACUUGGACAGAUAUUUGCAAGUAUAAUUAAAUUGAUGUUUAGAUUGGUGUAAAAGCUCAGUCUUUCUGCACAGAGAUCGGCUGAUGUCCAACACAUCCAAUCCUGUGACUCUACUCUAGAGCCAUCAUGCUUUUCCUCUUGGUAAAAGAAUCAUGUGUCUAGAACUUGGUUUCAAAACCAUGAAAUCUGACAGGAAUAGACCUUCCAAAACAUGGUUGAAUGCAUUUCCAUCUCUGUUGAGGUAACUAUUUGUCAUAAAGGUGGUGAAACGCAAUGAAAGCUCAGAGACAUCUUACUUUGGCCUAGUGGUUACAAGUGAUCAGGUAAAGCUUUCUAUCACUUUGUACUAUCAUUUCCACACUGAGGAUCUACACCAUAUCUUGGGUUUGUUAAAUUAUACACAUUCUUGCUAAAAGGAAAAAGAUAGAAAAGUUGCAAUCACAGUCACAUCGACCUCUUUUUCCAUAUAAUCUGACGAGGUAGUGAUUGUUUAUUAUCAAUUCCUUAGCUUUUUUGUUCUUUGGCCUGAAUUUUAUGUUUACUUUUGAUAA